Bombus pyrosoma is the source of this 5378-nucleotide messenger RNA. It is a transcript of the gene Hydr2, whose product is annotated as abhydrolase domain-containing protein 2. Gene Ontology annotation, cellular component: sperm flagellum; sperm plasma membrane. Gene Ontology annotation, biological process: medium-chain fatty acid catabolic process; steroid hormone receptor signaling pathway; acylglycerol catabolic process. The record is from RefSeq and is a predicted model, not a curated record. Gene Ontology annotation, molecular function: acetylesterase activity; monoacylglycerol lipase activity. The transcript is spliced from 7 exons. Bases 420 to 1622 code for a protein of 400 amino acids. NCBI's taxonomy places the organism in Eukaryota, Metazoa, Arthropoda, Insecta, Hymenoptera, Apidae.
UAACUUGUGUUUUGGAAUCGUCUAUCUAGCUGGGUCUGAUUUUUUGUUCUGUCUCCCAUAAUCCGAAUCGAAGUUUCGACCGACGCGGACAGAUGGAGGUUCCAUGAACUUAACUAUGUGUACAUAUGUAUAUUGAUAGGCACGCGCAAAUCGACCGUCAAGUGCCGGUAAAACAAACGCGAAAUACAGUCGCAUACAGUCCUCGCGACGAGUAUCACGUAUUUUGUGCAUCGCCGACUCAGUAGUGACCGAAGGUCCUUCGUAGUCCUCCAGCAUACAUACAUAUACAUAUAUCAUUGCACAAGGGAGCAACCAAUCAACCUAAACAUUCCUUUUCGUACGUCAAUAUCCAUUCGGUAUUGGCGUGGAACGUAAAAAAGGAAGAAAUCGAAUUUUUGUGGCGUAAGCAACGGAGAAACAUGUCCACGGCGCUGUUAGCUGUGUUUGCCGUGAUCCUGUGUAUCCUGUUCAGGAUAUUAAACGUAAACAGUGCACCGCAGAAGCCAUUGAUCGUCUGUCAAGAUCAAUCAUUCCUAACGACGAUCCUUAAAAUCGCUCCUGUCAUCACAGAACCAUACAAACCAACAAGGCUAUGGGGUUUCAGUGGCCAUGUACAGACCAUCGUCCACAGUAUUAUUGGUCGCGUCCGUUGCCCUUGGCCGAUUGGAGAACGAGUGUACAUAGGACUUCCGGAUGAGACCACUCUCACUUACGAUCUUUAUCAACCACUAACUAACGACUACGAAGAUGAUGUAACAAUUGCCAUCUGUCCUGGGAUUUGUAAUAGUUCCGAAAGUGUUUACAUCAGAACUUUCGUACAUUUUGCACAGUGUCAUGGGUACCGAUGUGCAGUACUUAAUCACGUUGGAGUCCUUUCUAGUGUCAAGAUCACUGCACCGCGAAUUUUUACGUACGGUCACACCGAUGAUUAUCACACGAUGCUACAAAGUUUGAUGGAGAAGCAUCCGAAUACAAAAAUAAUUUGCAUUGGCUUUAGCUUGGGCGGUAACCUUGUGACCAAGUACUUAGGAGAACGAAGAUCGAAUAAGUUAUCCAAUAUAAUUGGUGGCAUAUCUAUUUGCCAAGGGUAUAAUGCCAUCGAAGGUACAAAGUUCCUACUUAACUGGCAGAAUUUUCGACGUUUCUACCUGUAUAUAAUGACAGAAUCUGUGAAGAAUAUUAUACUUAAACAUAAAAAUAUCUUGUUAUCUGAGGAAGUUAAACAAAAGUAUAAUCUAAACGAAUGGGAUAUCAUAUCUGCUGCAACUUUACCGGAACUUGAUGAAGCAUACACUAGAAAACUCCACAACUUUAGAUCCGUAAAAGAAAUGUACAAGUGGAGUAGCUCUUUGUUCUAUUUAGAUAACAUUACAACACCUAUGGUAUUCAUCAACGCAUUGGAUGAUCCCAUUGUACCUGAGAUGUUACUGGAACCUAUCAAGGAACAUGCCAGAACUCGUCCAAACACAUUGUAUGUGGAACUGGCUCACGGCGGACAUUUGGGAUUUUACGAAGGUGGUCUCCUGUAUCCAAACCCCAUAACAUGGCUAGAUCGUACAUUGGUCUCUCUCGUAGGGUCUCUCACAUUAGCACAAGCGGAUAAAUUAUUAAAAGCCUCUUAACGUAAUUUAAUUUCACUAUCAUCAUUACUUUGUGAGUAAUGCAUUCUUAGCUGUGAAGCAGCAACAACUCGUAUUUGUAAUCUUAUUUAAAUUCGAACUUGAUUCGAGCAUCAAAAAAUUACAACGGAUACACGUUAAGCGUGAAAUCAAGUGUACACGAUUUCAAGAUUCUUGGGAUCCUGUUCAUUGCAAGCGCGAAUUCGAGCAAGCGAAUUGAGUUUAAAUUAUAUUUCUUAAGAUCGUCUUGAAAAAGUAUACAUAGUUUCGAUAACAUGAUUGAAGAGAAUUGAUAAGAAAGUUUCUACAAUAGUAGCACAACGUUUCGACGUCAAUUUAUAUUUUUUCUAUAUCUUGGCUAUUGACGCUUCAUACUCAGGGAUCUUUGAUAAGUCAGCUUGAUAAAAGGAUGUCAUUACAAAAUUGUACACUGAAGACGGUUGGCUUUGGAGUCGCGUUAGAGAUUCGGAUUAAAUUUUUAAAAGUUGUAAAAGAAGAAAAGGAAUGAAUCAAUUUAUGUGUAGAUUUUGGAAAGCCAACAAUUUUAUCAAAGAUACUGAGCACGACACUUCUAAAAUAUGCAUAAUAAAGAAAGCUUUGUUCCCUCAAUAAUGGAAUCACUUGAAUUAAUAAACUGCAGGAUUUAUUUGUGCGUUAUACUAUAAGUAUAUGGAUCGUUUCAUAUGAUAUACACAUCUGAGAUAAUUCUAUUACUAUAUAUAAAUAUUCGUUGUUUGUUUAUAACAAUAACAGAUGUGCUACUUUGCGUAAACAUAUCUAACGUAUAUUUUUUAUACAUUUAUCCAGCAUCUUCGAAACAACAUGAUGAAUUUUCGGAUCCAAUUUAUAAAUCUAUAUUCUUCUUGUGGUAAAACAUCGACAACUGUUACAUAUCCUAAUAGGCAACCGGUUGAAUAAUCCUUGGGAAACAUUAUCUUUUCAUUUUUUAUAACACGAUGUUUUUGUUAUGCAGUUGAAAAUUCUUUCUUAAUUGGUAUUUUAGAUGCUGCAGCAAUCUAUAAUCUUUCUCUAUGUCUACAUGAUGAGUGUCAUGUACAAUCUUCAUCACAAGUUUUAUCCUAGCGACUAAUAAAGAUGCUCAAACAUAAACCAGAAUAAUAUUUCUUGAAUGAUAUAUCUCGUGUUAGAGGAAAUGUUUAUUUUUAAUGUUCGUAGUAGUAAUUCAUGUGAUUCCAUAUACAUUGGGCGAGUAAAUUCGAUAUUCGAGCAAAUAUUACUACUUUCUAUUUCACUGACUGAUUGAGAUGUAUCUUGCAAAUGUUCUAGAAUGAAUUCUUCAAAAUUCUCAGUUAAUGGUACAAAAAAUCAUUAAAGACAUUCUUCUAUAUCAUUAACAAAAAUAUAGAACAUAAAUAACUCAAAUGAGAUGUCCUAUAUAUUACAGCAAAAAAUAUGAUUGCAUGGGACGGAGUAAAUUCAGUGAAUGCUUACGUGGAUGUAAGAAUAAUGAAAAAAAAAAAAAAAAAUAAAAGCAAGGGCUAUCGAACUUCAACCCAAAAGCGUUAUAUUUACAUAUCUUCUUUCAAUAAUGUGGGACAGAUAUUAACCCAUUGGGGAUAACGUCUGUGCACUGAGUACGGAGUAUGGACUUCUGUUUUGUUCCCUGCAGCCGAAGUCCGUACGGACCACAGCGCUAUGCGGGCAUUUUAUACAUCGCAUCACUUUACGUAUAUUACUGACACGGUAUAUUUUUAUCCUAAUUGUGAUUUCGGAUUUUGUCUAGAAAAAUAUAUCACACUGUACUAGAUUAUUAAGAUGACAAACUAACUGAGGAACUUAUAUCGUUAACUAAUUUCACAAACCAGAUGUGUUUCAAAGAUGUACAGAAACUUGAUUCAUUCUUAAUUCAUCUUAGAAAUGUAAGUAUAUAUUGCAAAAUAUCGAUCGCAUGAAAAUAAAUCGCGAAUCUUGCGGUAUCUUCGAUGGGUUAAUUUAAACAUAAUUUAUCACAAAGGCAGCAUAGUAAACACCAUUAGCAUGAAACACAUACAUUAAAGAAUAUAUUUUUUCUAUAACUAUUGUAUAUGUUCGUCAUCUUUUUGUCAAUUAUUUAUGUUAUAAAUUAUGUUAUAAAUUAUUUAUGUUAUUAUGCAUUUUCAUACUAAUGAAAUUUAUGAAUUUAUAUGUGAAAAAUUGCAUUUAAAAUGAAACGCAAAAGAAUUUUGCGUUUUACCGAAUACUAAUACUUUUCUCCUGUUUUUUGUUUUUCUGACAAAGUAACUAACACGGUAAAAAGCUAUGCUCUACAAGUAUAUGAUUGAUUAUAAUUAAACUAUAUUAUUUUGCGUAAAAAAAUACUCAAGAUAAAAUUACUGACAUUUUCGAAUAUAAAAAUCUGUAAUCUUAAUUUCAGUUCUUUAUAUUCGGGACAAAAAGAUACAAAAGAUAUUGGUCCAAUUAUAAUAUCCUCCGCAAAAUUAAACGUUAAUAAUAUUAAGGUAAAUCAUCGAAACAUCGGUCUGGAACAAUUGAAUGUAUUCUAACUUUCUACGAAUAUUGUUUGCGAUCGUCUAUGAGCAUUUUCAUGAAAUAACACAAGACAAUAAUGUUACUGAUGCACGUUCGUGCCGUGAAGAAUCUAGGUGUAGAAUUACUUAUAUAUCACGAUCACGACUUUAAGUUAUUUAUUUCUAGAACUUCAGCGUGGGUGCAAUUAUAGUUGUUAGAUAUUUAAUAAUCAUCGUUUUGUUAUUAUCGAUAUAUUCUGCAAUCAUAAUAAUAUAUUUAACUUUGUAUAUAUUGGUACUAAUAAAAUUACGAGAGUUUAUACCACAUUGGUAUACGACAUGCAUGUGUCGUAGUUUUUCAGCUAUUUAUAAUAUACGACCUAUCGAGCAAAUGGAAGCAAAUAAAUUAUUGCAAAUAACCACAAAAUUUAUUACCAUACGCGCACAUUGAUUUCGCAAAAUUUUGGCAAUUCUUUUUGAUAACGUCCCAUUUGCAAUACAACAAUCGUUCCAUAGCAAAUUGAUUUAACAUCUCUUUAUAAAUAAGGGUAAAUAAUAAAUAUGAAACUAUUACGUAUAUUUUAGAAUGUGACUGACAGCUGAGUAUUUAUAUAAACACGAGGUGCUUACAAUAGAGAGUGCCUUAAGUUAUGUUCUGCUAUCAUGAUUCUUUGAUCACCUGAACGAGGGUUCCUCAUAAUAAAAAUUCAUAAUAAUUUUUAGUGAAUCCUAUAAAAAACUAUUUUUUGUUUAUAUGUGCUCAGUGUAACUCGUUGAUAUAUUAGUAAGAUAACGAGAGAGGGAAUCUUAAACAAAGCUAAAUGAUCUUGCGAGGUUGCUGCGAACAGUUUGUAUUUUCGCUUGGCGAAUUAAGCAUUUACAAUCUGUCGAUUGCAGUUUGUAACGAAAUAAGUUGUCUGCACUGAAAAUAAAUCGUUUCCACGGAUAGGUAUACGCUUAAUAAUUUGUGUGGCAAAUCCUCGUGUUAGCAUUUUAUGUGUAACUUUGAAACUGUUGGAUUGUGAGAAAUUGAGUUUAUCAUUUGUAUAGUAUUAGCUAUACACGGUGCAAUAAUUAAUGUAUUUCUUAAACACGUACUUACAUAAUUUGCACAUGUAUAUUGAACAAUAUUUUGCAUACAAGAAUACUUUUCUACGUGAUAUUCAUAACAAAAAGAAUAAUUAUCUAUUUUGAAGUUACACCUGCGUGUAAUUUAAUUCAAGGAUAUACACGAUAUAGUGUUAUCGAAUGAUUAUUAAAAGAGCAAUAAACAUACUUUUUGCUUCAUUAA